GUUUUACUUGUAAGUGUCAUCUUAUUCUUAACCAGAGGCUCUGAAAUCAGACAGACAGUCUGGUUAUUGUGUGAUCAUCGGAGAACUUCAGUCCAGCUCUUUCAAUUUGGGAUCUGCUUUUCGUUAUUAACUAAAAAAGCUACACAAUAGAAAGCAAUGUUUCUUCUCGAUUGGUUUUAUGGUGUUUUGGCUUCUCUCGGUUUGUGGCAGAAAGAGGCCAAGAUCUUGUUUCUAGGUCUGGAUAACGCUGGCAAAACCACCUUGCUUCACAUGUUGAAAGAUGAGAGAUUGGUUCAGCAUCAGCCUACCCAAUAUCCUACAUCAGAAGAGCUCAGUAUUGGGAAAAUUAAGUUUAAGGCAUUUGAUUUGGGUGGCCAUCAGAUUGCUCGUAGAGUCUGGAAGGAUUACUAUGCCAAGGUUGAUGCUGUUGUCUACCUGGUUGAUGCCUAUGAUAAAGAGAGGUUUGCAGAAUCAAAAAAAGAACUGGAUGCUCUCCUCUCUGAUGAGGCUUUGGCCAAUGUUCCAUUUCUUAUUUUGGGUAACAAGAUUGACAUACCUUAUGCUGCUUCAGAGGAUGAGUUGCGGUACCACCUAGGGCUGACUAACUUUACAACUGGCAAAGGGAAGGUAAACCUCACAGACACCAAUGUACGCCCUCUAGAAGUGUUUAUGUGCAGCAUAGUGCGCAAAAUGGGAUAUGGUGAUGGCUUCAAGUGGCUCUCUCAAUACAUCAAGUAGGGUGAUUCUCAGGAAGAUGUUCAGCAGAACCAUAAAGCCCCCACCCAGCACGCCCUGCCCUGCCCUGCCCUACAAAGUCGUAUUCAUCCCCCCGUUUAAAAAUUGGAUGUAUUGUGAUAUGGAUCUGUGUGGAAGGAGGUAUUAAUAUCGCUGCUCUGUAAAAUUUACUUGUGGCAGCAAGUUGUUUUUUGCUCCUGCAGUUUGUCAAUUGACUUUUGCCGUCUGUUGCUGUAGCCUUAUGACGGUAAAGUCAGAAAACUGAAGUUUGUGUUAGAGUAAUCUUUAUGUCUACAAUGACGCUUGAUGGAAUGUAUUUAUUUACACCUAUAUCUUAAACCAGAACAUGCUUGAAGAUA
Molecule: messenger RNA, 1094 nt
Organism: Ricinus communis (castor bean)
Lineage: Eukaryota; Viridiplantae; Streptophyta; Magnoliopsida; Malpighiales; Euphorbiaceae
Product: GTP-binding protein SAR1A
Exons: 3
Coding region: 157-738 (193 amino acids)
Biological process (GO): vesicle organization; intracellular protein transport; endoplasmic reticulum to Golgi vesicle-mediated transport
Cellular component (GO): endoplasmic reticulum exit site; COPII vesicle coat
Molecular function (GO): GTPase activity; GTP binding
Source: RefSeq, a predicted model, not a curated record